AUGAACGUAGAUUCACACCAGGAGGUACAAACCAUUCAUCUCACAACCCACACAAAAUUCUCUAAUUGCAAAUCAUCAGACGAUGAAUCAUCUGAUAGAGUAUUGUCCACUAGCAAAUCAUCAGAUAGAGAAUCCUCUUCUGGUAAAACAUCUAAUGGCGAAUCUUCCACUGACCAAUCACUAGAUGGGGAAUUCUCCAUUGAGGAAUCAUCAGAUGGGGAAUUCUCAUAUGGUGAAUCAUCAGAUGUCAAAUCCUCGGAUGGGAGAUUAUCUGAUUGUGAAUCAUCAGAUGGUCAAUCAUUUGAUUGUGAAUUAUUAGAUGGUGAAUCAUCAUAUUGUAAAUCAUCAAAUGGCAAAACAUCAGAUGGGGAAACAUCAGAUGGCGAAUCAUCCAAUGGCGAAUCAUCAGAUGGUGAAUCCUUCAUUGAGGAAUCAUCAGAUGGAGAAUUCUCAUAUGGUGAAUCAUCAGAUGGCGAAUCCUCAGAUGGUGGAUCAUGUGAUUGUGAAUCAUCAAAUGGUGAAUCAUCAUAUUGGGAAUCAUCAAAUGGUGAAACAUUAGAUUGCGAAUCAUCAGGUGGCGAAUCAUCAGAUGGUGAAUUAUCAGAUGGCGAAUCAUCAAAUGGAGAAUUCUCAGAUGGCGAAUUAUCAGAUGAUGAAUCCUCUUCUAGUAAAUCAUCAGAUAGUGAAUUCUCAGAUGGAAAAUUAUCAGAUAGUAAAUCCUCCAUCAUCGAAUCAUCUUAUUAUGAAUAUUCCUCCAGCGAAUCUUACGAUGGAGAGUAUUCGGGCUGCGAAUCAUCUGAUGUGGCAUCCUGUGAAAGCGAAUCACCUUAUGGUGAAUUUUCUAACCAAGAAUCAUCAAAUAGUGUUUUCUCCGCAGCAAAUCAUCAGCCAAUGAAAUCUCCAUCAUCAAAUCAUGUAACGACGAAUCUUACGACAGCGAAUCAACUAAUGGUGAAUUUUCCCGCAGCAAAUCAUAUAAUGAGCAGUCCUCCUCCUACAAUGAGUCAUCUGAUGGUGAAUCCUCUUACAGCGAAUUAUCAGAUUGUGAAUCCUCUGCAAGUGAAUCGAUUGAUUUCUACUCCGACCUCCUAUUCAGGAGACUGGGAAGAGGGUGAUGAUUUGUUGGUGGGCUGUACCGAUGCAAAGGAGGGAAUACCUAAUGAACUGUAA
Messenger RNA from Xenia sp. Carnegie-2017, 1170 nucleotides. RefSeq names its product dentin sialophosphoprotein-like. NCBI's taxonomy places the organism in Eukaryota, Metazoa, Cnidaria, Anthozoa, Malacalcyonacea, Xeniidae. The coding region runs from base 1 to 1170 and encodes 389 amino acids. The record is from RefSeq and is a predicted model, not a curated record. The transcript has a single exon.